UUCCUGCUGGACCAGGGCCGGACGGUGGGGGCGGAGGGCCGGCGCCUGGCCAGGGGCCCCCGCGAGCUCUUCCUCCUGCCCUCCGAGGCCCUCGCCUGCAUCGUGGCUGACCUCCUCCCCUCGCCCUCCUGCCCAGCGCCUGCGCCCUCGGGGGCCUUCCUCUUCUGGGCCCCUGCGGCCCUGGAGUUCCUGAGCCAGCUGGAGGGGCAGGAGGUCUGUGGCGUGGCCCGGGAGGUGCUCAUCCCUCAGAGGCUGGUGGUGCUGGAGCUGCCCUGGCUGCUGGCGCAGAUGCUCCGCCUGGGGCUGGCCGGCCCCGCCUCCCCAGCCGCCUUCCGCGCCCUCCUUCAGGCCUCCCUCGGCCUCGGACCCUGCGGAGCAGAGACAGAGACAGCCUUCUCCUCAAGCAGCCGCGCCUCGGGGCCCCAGCCAACUCCCAACAGAGCCCCCACAGAGCCAUCGCUGUCCUCUUUCCAUCCAGCUGCCACCUUUGGACCCCACGGAGCCCCCACAGGACCAGAGCCAGCCUUCGCCUCCAGCAGCUUCGCAUCAGGGCCCCAGCCAACUCCUGCUUUGGGACACAACAGAAACUGGCCAGGGCUAGAGCAACCCUUCUCCUCUAGCAGCCUCGAAUCAGGGCCCCAGCCAACUCCUGCCUUGGGACCCAACAGAAACUGGCCAGGACCAGAGCAACCCUUCUCCUCCAGCAGCCUUGCAUCAGGGCCCCAGCUGACUUCCACCUUUGGACCCCACAGAGACCUCACAGGGCCAGGGCCAACGUUCUCCUCUUUCCAGUUAACUCCCACCUUUGGACCCCACGGAGAACAGCCAGGGCCAGAGCCACCCUUCUCCUCCAGCAGCCUCGCCUCAGGGCCUUGGGCCCAGCCAACUCCCACCUUUCGAUCCCAUGGAGACCCCACAGAGCCAUUGCCUUCCUCUUUCCAUCCGACUCCCAGCGCCGGACCCCCUUUGGAGUACUUCUUCCCACAGCUGGAGAUGAAGGUGACGGAGCCCAUCCUGGUGACGCAGAUCUCGGACCCACACCGCAUGUACUGCCAGUUGCGCAGCCUCUCCAAGGAGAUCGAGGCCCUUUCGGAUGCCAUGGGCCGGGCUCCCCCUGCACCACCCCAGGAGCCCUUGCCCAAGCCAGGCUCCCCCUGCGCCGCCCGUGGUAUCGACGGACGCUGGUACCGCGCUCUGCUGCUGGAGAGCUACUUGGGAGGUGCUCCGGAGAAGCAGCCGGGAGCAGUGGCCCAGGUCCUCUGCGUGGAUUAUGGAAAGAAGGAGUUUGUCACCAGGAAGAACCUGCGCCGUCUGCCGGCCGAAUGCUUCCGCAUGCCGGUGGUGACCUACCCUUGUUCGCUGCAAGGCAUCACAGACCGAGGGGCCGGCUGGUCGCGUUCCCAGAUCAGUCAGCUCAAAACGUUGCUCUUAGGAAAGGCCGUGCAAGCCCACAUUGAGGCAUACUGCCCCCUGGAACAUCUUUAUUAUAUCACUCUCUAUGGGGAAGAUCACCUCAACCUGAACUAUCUCUAUGGGGUAGAGGCGCAUUGCCUGGCCCAGAGCCUUCUGCACAGCACUCAAGAGUACUCCUCCGAACUCAUGACAGAGCUCAAGGGUGACCCAAGCAAGAAUGAGGACCCUGGCUCUUCGCUGGAAGCGCUGCCCACGCUGGCUGCUGUCCUGCUCCCGGCGGUGCACCUGAAGGCUGGGGAGUAUCACAGUGUCCAGGUGACCUUUCUCCAGGACCCUACAGAGUUCUGGAUCCACCUCCAGGAGCAUCGCCAGCCUCUCUGUUAUCUGAAGCAGAACCUGAAUGACUUCUACUCUCAGACCAAGAAGCUGGAAGGGGUGCUGCUAGAGCCCAGGCCAGGCUCUCUGUGCUGCGUCAUGUUGAAGGAGAGCUCUUAUCACCGUGCCCUUGUCACCAAAGUGCAGGGGAAGGGCAUUGAGAUAUACUUGGUGGACAAGGGAAACACUGAAAUAGUUGACCUGUAUAAGGUAAAGGAGCUGCUUCCCCAGUUUAGAGAGCUUCCUGCCGCAGCCCUCAGGUGCAAGUUGGCUAAUCCUUCCCCAGGCCUGAGAUGGAGUCCAGAUGCUAUUGAUUACUUCAGGAAAGCUGUGGUAAACAAGGAACUGGUGAUCAAGGUCCUAGGCAUGCAAGGAGACAUCUAUGUAGUAGAACUUUUUGAUCGUGCCCUGACAGGAGAACAAAACUUAGGCAAAAUUAUGUCCCAGGGAAUAUAUGCUGAGCAUCAUGAGAAUGUACAAGGAAAGAAAGUCCAGAAAGUGACAGAUAGGCCAUUGAUGAAAGCUCCUCAAGGAGAAAGCAUUUUGCAUCAGUCUAGUGAAGGCGCUUGCGGUUUGUAUCACAGAACAGCAACUGCAGAAAAGGAUUGUAACAUUUCCCCAAAUCCUUCAUCCUGUGCUGUGCAAAAGUACUCUGAAAUAGCACCAGGAUUUUCUUGUGAAGAGCAGGUGGAAGUUGGAAGCACAGUAGAUGUGAUAGUAUCCUAUACAGAGAGCCCUAGUCUCUUUUGGUGUCAGUUAGCUAAAAGCUCCGAAGACCUAAAGGCACUUAUGGCUGAAAUUCAGGAUUAUUGUGUUGAAUCAGUACAGCCCCAUGACUGGCCAAAUCCUAUAUGUUUGGCAAAGUAUUCUGAAGACAAUAAAUGGUAUAGAGCUCUCAUCAUUAGUAAAGUAAACAGCACAAAAGAGGUGGAAGUUGCCUAUGUUGACUAUGGGAAUAAAGAACAUGUUUCAGUGGAAAAUGUUCGUGCAACAAAGGCAGAGUUUCUGAAACUGAAAGCGCAGGCUUUUAGAUGUAGCCUUUACAACCUGAUUCAGCCAAAGGGCCAGAAUCCUUUUAUUUGGGAGGAAAAAGCCACUGAAGCUUUUCAAGAAUUUGUGGACUCAGCAAGCAAAAGGGAACUAAAAUGUACUAUAUUUGCCUUAGCGGCAUUAAACAGUACAGAUCUCUUUAAUAUUGUGGAUUUAAUUACACCUUUUGAAAGUGUCUGCCAUUUUUUAACAAGAAAGGGUUUAGCCAGAUCAGUGCAGCCUCAGAAACCCCUGAUACCAUCGGUUCAACUUCUCUCAUACUAUUAUUCAACACAUGACCUCAAAAUAGGAAGUGAAGAGAAAGUUUAUAUUACUCACGUUAAAGACCCUUGCUUCUUUUAUUGCCAACUUGCUAGAAGUGCACAUGUUCUUGAACAGCUAACUAAAAGCAUUGGUAAACUCCGUAAAUCCUGGCACAGUUUGCGGACAUCACAGGCCCCUGGACGUUUAUACCUUGCAAGGUUUACUGAUGGCUGCUGGUAUAGGGCAGUAGUAACUUCAGCAAAAGCUAACAAAGAGGUCUUCUUCAUCGAUUUUGGGAAUACACAGUUGUUGAAGAAUGAAGACCUGAUUGUUAUACCAAAAGAUGCUUUUGAGUUAUUCCUGCUGCCAAUGCAAGCCAUAAGAUGUUGUUUGUCUGACAUUGAUGUAGAUGUAUCAAAAGAUGCUGCCGAGUGGUUUAAAAAAGCAGUUCUAGAUAAACCUUUAAAAGCUGUGGUUGUAGCAAAAGAACCUGAUGGGAAACUAAUAGUUGAACUGUAUGAUGGUAAAAUGAAGAUCAAUGCAAAAUUGAAAGAGGUGGCAGGCUUGCAAGGCAGUCAAAGGAUUUCCCAAUAUACAAAAAAUGAAGCUUCAUUGUCUAAGUAUUCACCCAGUAGAGAAACACAAACUGAAAAAAGACCAUCUUUGAUGGACAUUGUUAAACCUAUUUCUGAGAGCAAGAGAGGGUGCACUGAAAAUAACAAAAUACUGGGUAGUAUUAAACACAGUUCUUGGAACAGAGAAGGAAGACAAGUGCAGAAAACAGAAAAGGGGGUGGCAAGAAGAUUUCCUAAACUGAUGGAAGCAAUUGACAAAAAGGAUCCUGUAGCAGGUAGGAAGGGCAGCAACUGUGUGCCCCAUCUAGAAAGAGAGAAGAAAGCCGGUGUUGAAAACAGAAAUGAAAUUAAAACUAAGGUAUGCUUUUCAUGUAAAAAUAUAUGUGAUCUACCUCAAAAACACAUAAACCCUGGUCUUAAAACUUCAGUGUAUAUUUCACAUAUAAACAACCCUUCUGACUUUUAUGUUCAGCUAGUAGAAGAUGAGUCUGUGCUUAACAGCAUUUCAGAAAAACUAAAUUCUGAACGAACGGAGAGCCUUCAUGGGGAGCAGCUUCAUGUAGGAAACUUACUGUGUGCAGUUUUUCCAGAAGAUGGCUUGUGGUAUCGAGCUGCGGUCAUUGAAGAGCCUUCUGGUGAAUUGGUGAAUGUGCGGUACAUUGAUUAUGGGAAUACUGCGUUAAUUGGUAUCUGCAAAACAGGCAGGCUUCUUGAAGAAUGGUCAUCCUUCCCGGUCAUGAGCAUUCAUUGCUCGCUGGACAGAGUUAAGACUACACACCAAGUCGAAUGGACCCAGGAAGCAGUACUGAAUUUCUCUGAAAGAACAAGUGAAAUUCAAAUGAACUGUGAAUUUGUGGAGAAAAGUGAAGGCAAAUGGGAAAUUCUUCUCUGUGACAAAAAGGGUAAUGUAACAGUAGAUUUGAUUAACGAUUACCCUGAAUGCCAAAAGCCUCUUAUGGGGGCCCAAAAAGAGAACAAGGCCGAUUUGAUAAACCUGUGUGAAGCUGUUGAUAACCAUAGCAAAUCUUCAAGUGCCAGGUCUUUUCACUGGAAGAUACCUGAAAUAGGUCAAACUCUGAGAACAUUUUCAGUAGUUGCAAAGAGCCCCGAAUAUUUUUGGUGUCAGUUUACUGAGACAGAAAAUAUUGAUUCAAUUGAAAGAAUGCUUCAGGAGGCUGAAACACAUGAAAGAAUAACCGUGGAUGAGAUAACAAGAGGUUUCCCGUGUCUAGCAAAGUAUAGUGAAGAUGAUACAUUUUGCCGAGCAAUUGUUAGCAAUGUAGAAGACAACAUAUUUACAGUAAUUCAUAUUGAUUAUGGAACUGAGGAAUGUAUCAAUAAAGAAAUGAUCAGGGAGAUUCCUGAUGAGCUGUUAGCAAUGCCACCUCAAGCAUUUCUGUGUUGUCUCUUUGGUUGUAGUGCAAAGGAAAGUUCCUGGACUGAAGGAAUAAGUAAGAUCUUCUUUGAAAUGAUAGCUGACUUUCCAUUAGAAGUUACAGUCAUAGACAAAAAAACUCAGAGCCCUCUUGAAAUUCCUAUGUUUAUUGUUAAAUUAGAAUGUCGAAAGCUAAGCAUUAAUGAGCAAAUGAAAUCAUUUUGGAAGUGCAACUCUGAAGACAGUGACUCCACUUUAGCAAAUAUUCACAGCUCCGAAGAACAGACCGAAGAUGCAGGAGAGAGUUCAAAGGCUGUAGUAUCUGAAGCUGAAUCAUUUUGUUCAUUCACAUCUGCCCCAACUAGUACUGCUUUAGAAGAUUUGCUAAGUUAUUCGGAGCUAUUACAACCCGUAUGUCCUAGUUCAGUGGAGGGGAGCUCAACUUCACUCACUCACCAGAAAAGGCAGCACUGGAAAGCCAUUGAACAACAGCCUGCAUGUGAAGCUCUUGGUAAUGAAACAGACCAUUGUGCACCUGAAAAAGGCAAUGAGAUAUCGGCUUCUGCAGCUACUUUUAAAAUGCAGCUUCCUGCUAGUAAUGAAACUGAAGUCUUAGAACAAGAUCCCUUUGAUGCCCAGGAAGAGACUGAAAGCCAAGCAGAAAUACCAACAAAAAGUGCACUUGAAGUACACUUGCCUUCAGAUGACACAGAAGGCUUAUCAGACUCUGUACCUCCUGUACCAGAUGAUAGUCUUCAGAUACCAAAGCUGGACAUAUUAGAGGAGCCCUCAUUUGAAGAACCUUUGGAACUGGAGGCGACUGAAAGCCCUUCCUUGUAUGGGGAACCACAGCAGAGAUCAACAUUGGAUUUGGUUGAACUUCCAAAUGUGGAAGAAGGACAAAUGUGGAAGAAGGAUAAAGUGGAUAGUCCAUGGUGUCCUUUACAGGCUAACAAAUGGACGGAGGACAUUUCCCUGUUGGGAAAUGAUCUGCCUGCUGUAGUGCAUCCUGCAAGUAAUGACAUUCAGUCGUCAUGUUUAGAAACUGAAUUAAAUCCACAAGACCUCUCUUGCAGCAAAGGCCUUGUCAAAGUAGAUGAAACACUACAAGAUACUGUGAAAACCUGCUGUGUAGAAUGGCAAACUCCUCUGGAAAAGAGCUGCAGAGAAACACAGAUGAAUCUUAAUAUGUGUGAAAACAUGAAA
Messenger RNA from Sceloporus undulatus (fence lizard), 6237 nucleotides. RefSeq names its product tudor domain-containing protein 6-like. The record is from RefSeq and is a predicted model, not a curated record. The transcript has a single exon. The annotation marks the transcript as partial. NCBI's taxonomy places the organism in Eukaryota, Metazoa, Chordata, Lepidosauria, Squamata, Phrynosomatidae.